Molecule: messenger RNA, 1876 nt
Organism: Myxocyprinus asiaticus (Chinese sucker)
Lineage: Eukaryota; Metazoa; Chordata; Actinopteri; Cypriniformes; Catostomidae
Product: aquaporin-3-like
Exons: 6
Coding region: 96-881 (261 amino acids)
Biological process (GO): glycerol transmembrane transport; water transport
Cellular component (GO): plasma membrane; basolateral plasma membrane
Molecular function (GO): glycerol channel activity; urea transmembrane transporter activity; water channel activity
Source: RefSeq, a predicted model, not a curated record
ACAGACUCACUUACCGAGUGGCUGCAGUGAAACCUUCAUCAUCAUUAUCAUUAAAACACCACAGAAUCAUCAACAUUAAUCUAUCCUGAGGCAUAAUGGGUAGACAGAAGGUACUCCUAGAAAAGAUGGCUCGAAUCUUUCAGGUUCGGAACAUGCUGAUGCGACAGGCACUGGCAGAAUGCCUGGGAACCCUCAUUCUAGUGAUGUUUGGUUGUGGUGCUGUUGCCCAGUUGAUUCUAAGUGGAGGCUCUCAUGGAAUGUUCCUGACUGUGAAUUUUGCUUUUGGGUUUGCUGCUACUUUGGGGAUCCUAGUUUGUGGGCAAAUUUCAGGUGGUCAUAUAAAUCCUACUGUGACCUUUUCCCUGUGUUUGUUGGGGAGAGAGCCCUGGAGGAAGUUUCCUGUGUAUUUCCUGUCCCAGACUCUGGGGGCUUUUCUUGGCUCAGGGAUAAUAUUUGGCAUGUACUUUGAUGCAUUGUGGGACUAUGGACAAGGCUCUUUGGUUGUUAUAGGGGACAAUGCAACAGCUGGAAUUUUUGCAACAUACCCCUCUAAGCACCUCACAUUGCUCAAUGGCUUCUUUGAUCAGAUGAUUGGCACAGCAGCUCUGAUCGUGUGUAUCCUUGCAAUUGUCGAUCCCUACAAUAACCCUGUCCCACGAGGACUUGAGGCCUUCACUGUGGGGUUCGUGGUACUGGUGAUUGGUCUGUCCAUGGGUUUUAACUCAGGUUAUGCAGUAAACCCAGCCAGAGACAUGGGACCUCGGAUCUUUACCGCACUUGCUGGAUGGGGCUCAGAAGUGUUCACACCAAGGAGAGGACGUUUGGUAUCUCUGAAAAGCCCAGGAAGUCCUCUGAUAAUACACCAAGAUUUACCACUGUAGCAAUGUAUGGGCUAAGAAAAACUUAAAAAACAAAUGUCCUAUACAAAAAUGAAGUGCUGGGCCUCAGGAUAAUGACCUUUAAAGCCUAAUGUAUCAAAUAUGAUACAUAAAAAAAAUAAAAAAAUAAAAAAAAUCUUUAUGAUUUAUUUUUAUAUUUUGUCUAAUGGGACUAAAAACAGUUUAAUGUAAAAAAUAAAAAAUAAAAAAUCUGACAAUUCUUUCAUAUGUCAGACUUUACAGGGUUAAGGCAAGCCUCACUAAGCCCAUUUGUCAUUCUUAGGGUUAGGGAUUUGAAUAAACCCCUAAUCCUAAAUAUUAAGCCUCUGCAUUUAAUCAGACAGACAUGUGUGAGCUCCAGUUUCCCGUGUUGUACACAGAUGUCCACAGAGUGGCGCCAAAAGGGAGUUAUAAUUUUAGUUGUAAAUGUAAUACUGUCAACAGGAGUGCAUUUUUUAUUAACUCUACCCCCUAACCCCAAAAUUUUGAUGGGGCAUAGUGCUUGUCAGUAAUUUGCCAGUAUUUGUUGAAUUUCAGGGUACUGUCCUGAGUGAUACCUCAAAUCAUUUAGGAUUUAAAUCCAUAGGUAGAAAAAAAUCCAUAGGCUUACAAUGAAUUAGGGACCCAAGUCAUAUCUAAGAACCAGAAUAUCAUAGAGACCAGGGUGUGUGGGCCAGUAAGCAUCCACCUAACAACCACCUAGAACACCCUAGCAACCACCUAGAAAUGCCCUAACAACCAUGUAGAACACCCUUGCAACCUCAUAGCAUUGUCCUUACAACUACCCACAACACCCUAUUAUCAUCGUAGCGGCAUGUUUUGCAUGGGCAAGCACCCAUCACUUUUUUUUUUCUUUUUUUUUUUUUUCAGAAAAUCUAGUUUUAUUUUGUUUUUUGUGCAUCUAUUUUACAGUUGGCCCUUCCAUCAACACUCACAGUUCUAGUUUACCAUAUCAUCUUAAUAUUUCUUUCUCUUGUGUUUCACAAUGGCAUAUUCCA